Messenger RNA from Anarrhichthys ocellatus (wolf-eel), 1095 nucleotides. It is a transcript of the gene ghrl, whose product is annotated as ghrelin/obestatin prepropeptide. The record is from RefSeq and is a predicted model, not a curated record. The transcript is spliced from 4 exons. Bases 108 to 431 code for a protein of 107 amino acids. Gene Ontology annotation, cellular component: extracellular region. Gene Ontology annotation, molecular function: growth hormone-releasing hormone activity. NCBI's taxonomy places the organism in Eukaryota, Metazoa, Chordata, Actinopteri, Perciformes, Anarhichadidae.
GAACUAAUCGCCGUCAAUAUCAGAGUAGCAGAUCAAUCCUUUCAACUCUUCACACUGUAGAUUAUCGUACUUUGUGCAGUAGAUCAGACAGAGACUUUAACUCCACCAUGUUUGUGAAGAGAAACACCUGUCUGCUCGUCUUCCUGUUGUGCUCUCUGACCUUGUGGUGCAAGUCCACCAGUGCAGGCUCCAGCUUUCUCAGCCCUUCACAAAAACCUCAGAACAAGGGGAAGCCUCCUAGAGUCAGCCGCCAAGUCAUGGAGGAGCCUAGUGAGCCCGUGGAGGACAAUCACAUCACAAUAAGUGCCCCCUUUGACAUUGGCUUCACUGUGAGAGAGGAGGACUUUGAGCAGUACGGUGCAGCGCUGCAGGAGAUCAUUCAGCGUCUGCUGGGAAGCACAGAGGCUGCAGAGAGACCAUCCCAACUUUGAAGAUCAUGGUCAAGAAUUUAAAGUUUUCUGUCUGAAUGCCUUCCAAUUUCCACUUUAAUUAUUAGAUGGCAAAUAUUUAGAAAUGAGCCUGUAGACGUGUUGGUCUUGUCUUUCUUAAUUUGAUAUAUUCUUUAGUUUAAGGCUCUUAAAACACGGUUACUCAAAGUCUGUGCCACUAAAUCUUAGAGAAUCUACUGAUGUCCGUCAUUACAAACUAAAAAACAAGACAUCAGGUGAAACCAUGUGUAAAAUUCACCCAAUAUCUUUUUGGAGCUUUCAACCACAUCCCGGGGUCUUCUUCAUUUAUAGAGUUGGUUCAGCUUCCAUCACGUUACCGUAUUAUGAAGCCGAUAUAAGUUAUUAUAAAUUAUAUAGUUAUAUGUGGAACUUGAGUUAUUUUCUCAAACUAACGAAUGAUCAUAUAAAUGUUUGACAUUACUUUGCCGUGUGAGAAAACUAAGUUUAAUAUUGAUUUUCCACUCUCGAAUGUGCAAAAUUGAAGUGAAAUAAAUGUCUAUAAUUUUAACACAUCAUUUUAAAAACUGUCCGCAAAUGAGCCACUCACAUCCUGUGUAUUGAUUUGAUGUUAUUCAGCAAUAAAAACCCAAUAUCUACUAUUCUUAUACAUAUUCAGAGACCCACAUGUGCCUGCAGAAAUAAAGGA